GGAAGCGCGAGUCACAAUCUGCCCAGGGCGGAGGGUGAGACGCGGUGCGGGGAGCCCACACACACUCAUAUAUACACACACGCGCGCGCGCUCCCGCACACAAACACAUACAGACACACACAAGGCAGCACGGAGACGCACGCGCGCGCGCCGGUCUGGGAGAGGGACGAGAGGCGUCCGAAACAGAGCGCGCGUGCGUUAUAAACGGGCGGUGACAGGAGAAGAAGAGAGUUCCGAGGUGUUUCUUUCUUUUCCUUUCUUUUCCUUCUCUUUCUGAGGAGUUCAGCGAGAAGAGUAGAGCAGAGCAGAGCAGAGCGCACGGAGAAAGUGCUCGGACAAAGCCAAAGCCAGUGCAGUAGGAACGGUGUCGGAGGGAGGACGCGCGCUCCGGUUCCAGUUCUUUAUUUCUUUGUCUUUAUUUCUGUUGGUUUGACUGUGCUGAGCGCGCUCACGAUGAACGCCCGAGAGGAGAACCUGCUGAAGUCGAUCAGCGGGGACGCGCUGCUGGACCUCACGCAGCGCUACGGCCAGUCUGCGCUCGGCUUCGGGCCCCCUCGCAGUGGAGACAGCCCCGCGCGCUGCUUCCCUCUCGCGCCCUCCGCCGCCGCGGCUGACUUCCUUUCCGCGCGCGCGGCCGCCAAAGCCGGCGAGAGCGGCGGCGAGCACACCAGCGACGACGACGACGGCUUCGAGCUGGACGCGCGCAAGAGGAGCCCCGGGUACGGCGACGGACACCUGGACGGCGGGCACGACGGCGACGACAAGCGCGCGGGAGGCGGCGCGCUCGGCAAAAAACCCAAGGAGCAGCGCUCCCUGCGCCUCAGCAUCAACGCGCGCGAGCGGCGGCGCAUGCACGACCUGAACGACGCGCUUGACGGCCUGCGCGCGGUUAUACCCUACGCGCACAGCCCGUCCGUGCGCAAACUGUCCAAGAUCGCCACGCUGCUGCUUGCCAAAAACUACAUCCUGAUGCAGGCGCAGGCGCUCGAGGAGAUGCGCCGGCUCGUGGCCUACCUCAAUCAGGGCCAGGCGGUCACGUCGUCGCCCGUUGCGCCGGCGCUCGCGCCCUUCGGACAGGCCGCCGUGUACCCGUUCACGGGCGCGGCGCUGGCCAGCUGCGCCGAGAAAUGCGCGUACCCGGGCUCGCCCGCCAAUCUCUUCAAACACUGCGGGGACAAGCCUUGACUGCGCGGCGUCGUGGAGCUGAACUUGUAAAAAGCGAGGCGGGGAGCGCGUGCGCUGUGUGCCGCGUGCCGCGCGCUUGAAGCGUCAUAUUUCUUGGGAAAGAAAACAACAACAACAACUACAGCAAUCACCACAACAACAAUGGAUUUUUAGUGAAACCCAUAAAUACUCCUUACAGCUUGUUUAAAUCACUGCGAUGUUUAAUCCAGAUUUACCAGAUAAAUGUAAAAAGAAAAAAAUCAGUGUGAGAUGGGAUCAGGUAUUCUGGGUCAUUGGGCAACAAGGGAGCGCCUCAAAACUCGUUAAAAAACUUUUUUAGUCCACAUUUAGCUAUUGGGCUGGAAGAUAUGGUCAAAAUUGAUAUGGCAAAAUAGUUCUUAAUUUUACUGCGUGUCGUUUAUUUCCAAAACAAAACUGUCAGUGACAGGUGCUGUAAAUAAUGUAAAUUAAAUUUUCAUGAAUUGUAUCACCUUAUUAAUACAUCUAUCGAUUGGUAUAAAUUGAUACUCAAUUAUUGUUCAACUCAAGUACAGGGUUUCAUUCUUUGUUCUAUUUUUUAACACUUAAUUUACCUUAAAACUUAAAAGAACGAGUGACCAAUGUCCCUAAUGUUUGAUCUGAUGGCCCGCAGUACCUGAGUCCUGGUUGAAAUCCUUUCAGUCCCGCUGCUUUUCUUCUCUCUCCUCAAUCAAUUAAGCUUCAGAACUGUCAACAGUGUGUGAUAUAACUGGUUGCAUUGGAGUGCAUGAUCAUUGGUCCUUCUAAAAGAUGUAAUGAUAUGUCAGAAUUCAGAACUCUCUCCCCUUUCUAAGAAAUUGAGUGUAUUAUUGGUAAACUAUGCAACAUUUAAAAACUGAAACUAAACUGGAAAACAAAUUUGAUUUCUCUUGUAUUAUUAUUAUUAUUAUUAUUAUUAUUAUUAUUAUUAUUAUUAUUAUUAUUAUUAUUACUACUACUUCGCAAUCAGCAGUCAGACAUGAGUGGGAGAAACUCUAAAGAAACUCUAAAAUCUCUCUUAACCCACCACUCCUCCCUUCACCUUCUUUUCUCAAUGCUCUCUAUGGACAAACUAAAAGGCUGUGUAUAACACAUUUCCAAGUUGUUGGUCUCUGAAGAUGAUUCUGGACAUGUUCUUGCACAAAUUCACUUGAUUGUAUUGUACAACUGUGAAGAAAAACUACUUGAUAAAGCCUGAAGUGGCGAAGCGUUUGGUCUUGUUGCUACAUGAGUUUCAUAUAUUGUUUAUACGUCUUUAUAAUUAAAACAUUAUCUAUCAGCA
Molecule: messenger RNA, 2464 nt
Organism: Astyanax mexicanus (Mexican tetra)
Lineage: Eukaryota; Metazoa; Chordata; Actinopteri; Characiformes; Acestrorhamphidae
Gene: bhlhe23
Product: basic helix-loop-helix family, member e23
Exons: 1
Coding region: 454-1185 (243 amino acids)
Molecular function (GO): protein dimerization activity
Source: RefSeq, a predicted model, not a curated record